This is a messenger RNA of Saccostrea cuccullata (small rock oyster), 589 nucleotides long. RefSeq lists its product as uncharacterized. NCBI's taxonomy places the organism in Eukaryota, Metazoa, Mollusca, Bivalvia, Ostreida, Ostreidae. The record is from RefSeq and is a predicted model, not a curated record. The coding region runs from base 1 to 519 and encodes 172 amino acids. The transcript has 5 exons.
AUGGGAUCACCCGUGAAAGCUGCAAAUCUUUCCAGAAAGCGUAAAUUGAAUGACGAUUUCUUUAGUGAUCCACGUCCUGAACAUUUAAGAAACAAAGCUGGAUACCCUGACAGACAUGACUACUUAGAAAGACCUUUCACAGAAUACUGGGUAGAACAAGCUGUUGAUGUAACCGCAGAUGAAAUGUUUGCAAUUAAGGAGAGGACUCGUGGACAAGCCAGCUCCAAAAACUGGUUUAAGGAAAGAUCAUGGCGGAUCACAGCAUCUCGUUUUGGGGAUAUCUGUUUAGCUACAGACAGGAGGAAUAAGCAGAAACUCUGUGAAUCCAUCCACCAGCCAUCUGCUGCUCUGCUUCGAAGCGAAGCUCUAAUUCAUGGUCGUACCUAUGAGGCGCGUGCUAAAAGGAACUUCGAGAGGGAAACGGGAAGAAGUGUAAGAAGAUGUGGCCUCUUGUUGAUAAAGAAAGAUCUUACUUGGGUGCAUCACCAGAUGGCCUUGUUGGGAACGAAGCACUUAUAGAAGUGAAAUGCCCUUUUGCGGGUCGCAACGAAAAAAUCCAACCUGGGAAGCACUUUCCAUUUUUGACAAG